GCCUGUCAACCCCUUCAUUGUUCGCAGCUGAUGUCACUCGCAGUUGUGAGCGGCCGCCUCUCCCGGGGACAAUGUGGGACUGAGCGGCCCAGCCGCCGCGCCGCCGCCGCCGCCGCAGGACAGCCCCAGCGAGAGCGGGCCAGGCCCCAGCGUGGACGAAUUCCCUGACCUCUGCAACCCCAGCCCCGCCUAACAGGAUGAGCAGCUCAGAUGCGGGGCUGGAGGAGGAGCCGGAGCUCAGCAUCACCCUCACGCUGCGGAUGCUGAUGCAUGGGAAGGAGGUGGGCAGCAUCAUUGGAAAGAAGGGAGAGACUGUGAAGCGGAUCCGGGAGCAGAGCAGCGCCCGGAUCACCAUCUCCGAGGGCUCGUGCCCCGAGCGUAUCACCACCAUCACUGGAUCCACAGCGGCCGUCUUCCAUGCCGUGUCCAUGAUCGCCUUCAAGCUGGAUGAGGACCUUUGCGGCGCCCCGGCAAACGGUGGGAACGUAUCCAGGCCUCCUGUCACCCUGCGCCUUGUCAUCCCCGCCAGCCAGUGCGGCUCGCUGAUCGGGAAGGCUGGCACUAAGAUCAAGGAGAUCCGUGAGACAACGGGUGCCCAGGUUCAGGUGGCGGGAGACCUGCUCCCUAACUCCACGGAGCGUGCUGUCACUGUGUCCGGGGUGCCCGAUGCCAUCAUCCUGUGUGUGCGCCAGAUCUGUGCUGUUAUCCUGGAGUCCCCACCCAAAGGAGCCACUAUCCCGUAUCAUCCGAGCCUGUCCCUAGGUACUGUCCUUCUCUCUGCUAACCAGGGCUUCUCUGUCCAGGGCCAGUAUGGGGCUGUGACCCCAGCCGAGGUCACCAAACUCCAGCAGCUCUCAGGGCACACGGUCCCCUUUGCCUCACCCAGUGUGGUGCCAGGCCUGGAUCCCAGCGUGCAAACCAGCUCGCAAGAGUUCUUGGUUCCCAACGAUCUGAUUGGCUGCGUGAUCGGGCGUCAGGGCAGCAAGAUCAGCGAGAUCAGACAGAUGUCGGGGGCACAUAUCAAGAUUGGGAACCAAGCAGAGGGUGCUGGUGAGCGGCACGUGACCAUCACCGGCUCGCCAGUUUCCAUCGCCCUGGCCCAGUACCUCAUCACUGCCUGUCUAGAGACGGCCAAGUCUACCUCUGGGGGGACGCCCGGCUCAACCCCCGCAGACCUGCCCGCCCCCUUCUCGCCACCCCUGACGGCCCUCCCCACGGCUCCCCCAGGCCUGCUGGGCACACCCUAUGCCAUCUCCCUCUCCAACUUCAUCGGCCUCAAGCCAGUCCCCUUCUUGGCUCUGCCACCUGCCUCCCCAGGACCGCCGCCUGGCCUGGCGGCCUACACUGCCAAGAUGGCAGCGGCCAAUGGGAGCAAGAAGGCUGAGCGGCAGAAAUUCUCCCCCUACUGAGGCCGGCUGAAGCACAGGCCAGGGGCAGGCAGGACCACCAGGCAGAGGGCUUCCUUCACACCCUACCUGCCCAAGGAGACUCCAGCCAGGGGUCCCCAGUGCCUCUAAAGCCCAGACGCAUGGAUGCAUCCUCCACCCUGGCUCAGUGUGCAGGCGUUCUUCCUGAGUAGGGGCACUCUCUGGCCUAAUGUUCUGGAAGCUGCGGUGGUCCCAAGGCAAGGAACCCCACUGCCUCAGCUCUGUGCUUGGAUGUAGAGAGCGGCCAGAGCCUUCUUUAAUGUUCCCACCUGGGGAGUCCCCUCCCUAGGGCUUCUCAGCCUACUGCCCCACUGCAGGGAUUAAGGAGGAAGGGCUAGAGGGUGCUGGGGCUGUGCUUAUCUCCCCACCUCCCUACAGAUUCCUGCUGCUUCCACUGACACCCUUUUGACUGGAAUGGACUGGCUGGGCUUGGCAGGGGGAAACCCUACAGGGGAGGCACUGCCGGGUAGCUGGGGGGGGCAGGGGUGGUGUGGGGACAGGGGCCGAGUUCUCAGCAGCCGACACUCUGUACAGUUUUUUCAAUCCCUGUUUUUGAAUAAAUAUUCUCAGCGACCAGGAA
This is a messenger RNA of Elephantulus edwardii (Cape elephant shrew), 2007 nucleotides long. RefSeq names its product poly(rC) binding protein 4 (gene PCBP4). Lineage: Eukaryota; Metazoa; Chordata; Mammalia; Macroscelidea; Macroscelididae. Gene Ontology annotation, cellular component: cytoplasm; nucleus. The record is from RefSeq and is a predicted model, not a curated record. Gene Ontology annotation, molecular function: mRNA binding. The transcript is spliced from 13 exons. Gene Ontology annotation, biological process: negative regulation of mRNA splicing, via spliceosome. The coding region runs from base 198 to 1409 and encodes 403 amino acids.